This is a messenger RNA of Sus scrofa (pig), 3940 nucleotides long. It is a transcript of the gene KLF11, whose product is annotated as KLF transcription factor 11. The record is from RefSeq and is marked provisional. Gene Ontology annotation, biological process: regulation of transcription by RNA polymerase II. NCBI's taxonomy places the organism in Eukaryota, Metazoa, Chordata, Mammalia, Artiodactyla, Suidae. Gene Ontology annotation, molecular function: RNA polymerase II cis-regulatory region sequence-specific DNA binding; DNA-binding transcription factor activity, RNA polymerase II-specific.
GAGGGCCGCGCCGAGGCAGAGUGGCGCGGGCGGGCGGAGGCGCGCGCCGGCCGCUGGAUCUCCGGCUCGCCGCCGCCCGCCACGCACGUGCGGCAGCUGUCGUGCGCCGAGCUCCCGCCCUGCGGCUGCUUUGUUGCCUCCGGGCCGCCGGCACCAUGCUCACGCCGGGCUCUGCGGGCCCGGGCGACGCACACGCGGUUGACAUCAUGGACAUAUGUGAGUCCAUCCUGGAGAGGAAGCGGCAUGACAGUGAGAGGUCUACGUGCAGCAUCUUGGAGCAGAAUGACAUUGAAGCUGUUGAGGUGCUGGUUUGCAUGAGCUCCUGGGGUCAGAGAUCCCAAAAAGGGGACCUGUUGAAGAUAAGACCGCUCACACCUGUCUCUGACUCUGGCGAUAUCACCACCACUGUGCCGAUGGACUCACCUGCACCUGAGCUACCAAAGGACUUCCAUUCUUUAUCAACUCUGUGCAUGACUCCUCCUCAGAGCCCUGACCUCACGGAGCCAUCAACAGGGACACUUGGUCCUUCCCAAGUAACUGAUUCCAAAGCCCCCAUGGUCAUGGCUGGCCCCUCAGCCUCUCGUGGGGGAGCCCCCCCUCCCUGCAGGGCCAUGGUGACAAGUGUCAUUUGCUACACCGGGGGGACUCCUGCCCACACUCCUACCACUCAGGCUCAAGAGCACCACCUUUCAGCCAACAGAGAAGCGGAAGCCCGGUGUCUGGAACACACCGAAGCUUUGCCGGACACACGCCUCACAGACAGUUUGCUCACCGUUAACGCGGUGUCCUGCCAGCCUUGCUCACACAAGUCUGGCGGCCUGACCUCCACCGACGACAAGAGCCCGCAGGCAGGGUGGCCUGUUGCGGUUCCGAUCUGCUCACCAAAGAAUCAUGACAGUGACUUGCCAAGGAAAGCCACCCCUCUGAUUUCUGUCCCUACGGCUAGUCCCCCUGUCCUUUGCCAGAUGCUCCCUGUGACUGGACAAAGUGGCGUGUUAGCCGCUUUGCUGAAGCCUCCUCUCCCAGUGUCUACAGGGACUGCCAAACCCAUCUUGCCCCAUGCUGCUCCAGUCCCCCAGCCUGUGUUCGUGGGACCGUCCAUGCCUCCGGGGGCUGUGAUGUUGGUUCUGCCCCAGGGGGCCCUGGCCCAGCCCGCCACGUGCUCAUCGAGCGCCCUGGCCGUGGCGAGUGCCAGGUUCUUGCCGCUCGCCCCUGCGCCCGUGUUCAUCGCAUCCAGUCAGAGCUGCGCCCCUCAGGUCGACUUUUCCCGCAGGAGGAACUAUGUGUGCAGCUUCCCGGGCUGCCGGAAGACCUACUUCAAAAGCUCCCAUCUCAAGGCCCACCUUCGCACUCACACAGGAGAGAAGCCUUUCAGCUGCAGCUGGGAUGGCUGCGACAAGAAAUUCGCUCGUUCAGAUGAACUCUCUCGCCACCGCAGAACUCACACUGGGGAGAAGAAGUUCGUGUGCCCCGUGUGCGAGCGGCGGUUCAUGCGCAGCGACCACCUGACCAAGCACGCCCGGCGCCACGGGAGCACCCGCAGGGUCCCCAGCUGGCAGGCGGAGGUGGGCAAGCUGAGCAGAAUGGCCUCGGCCGAGCCCCCGGGGAGCCCGCUGCUGUGCAGGCCGGCCUCGGCCUGACGGGCGCGCUGGGGCCCGCGGAGGGGGUCUGUAAAAGCCUCUUUCAGGACUGGAGCGGAUGGUUUUCCCUCCAAAAAAAAGAAAAAAAUUGGCUUGAGGGCUGGGAGAAAGUGGGGAGCUGGUUCUGAUGAGAGCGCGGUAACCUGUCUCUUUUUGGUUGGGGCCCUGUUCCAUGUGUCUUGUAGUUUCGGAGUUUCUUUUAAGGCAGUGGAGGAAAAUGCCAUGGUCUGAGUCACCAGCAUUCACGCAAACCUUCUGGCAAUAAAUUUUACAAAAUGUGGAUUUGUACAACCUUUCUAUUCAUGUUUUGUAGAAAUGAGACAGGGUACUAAUUUUUAUACUCUUUUUUAUAAACAUAUUUAUAUCAUUGGUGCUCAGAUCACCAAUUCCUAAAUAGAUGAUUUUACAACCUUCUUUUCCAUGUUUAGCAGCAUUUCUAUAAUAAUCCUUCUUUUAGUAAAGUUGACACAUUACUCAGCCAAAAAAAAUUUUUACAACUUCAUAAUCAGGUCUUUUAGAUCUGAGAUUUUUUUAGAUUCAGGACUGGUUGACUUAGGGGCCUCUUAAAGAAAUGGGCAAAAAAACCCCUCACAGUCAGCUUCUUCAUAACAUUUUCAAGGGAAGUUCCAGACAACCGUUCCUUUAAGGCUCUCCCCCACGGCCCCCAAGGAAUUACAGUUCUGCUCCGUACAACUUAGUCCCUCGCGCCCGUGCUGUGACUCGAGAAGCUUGUACCCCAGAGGUCAGAGUGCUCGAUAGAUACCGGGGGAGCAGAGAGCCGCUCUGCUGAGAACAAGCCGUCCACCGUCUUCUGGGUGUCCCUCAAACACCAAAAGUGACAAUGUACGCACUCAAGCCCGGCUGCUGUCAGUUGUCAGUUGGCCUUCUUUUGCUGUGGCCUCAUCCAGGUAUUUUGUGGGUAGAGUAGCUUCUUAGAGAAAAAGUAUUCUUAGCGUUUGGAGGAGCUUUCCACCAGAGGAAAGCUUAUCUAAGGUGAAGCGGAUGUGCAAACGGUCCAGCUCCAGUGCUCUGAUUCCUUUAUUUAUUGAUUAUUAAGGACUGGGGCGGGGCAACUUAGGCUAAUCGGCAGUAACGCUGCCCAGCGGUCCUUUCCUUCGUUUCGUUUGAAGGAAAUUGCUUUGAUCAAACAGAAAAUCACCUGGAACCUGGGGGGUGUUGCAGUCUCUCUAGAAAAUAGACUUUGCAUGACUUUGCAGCUGUGAGCACAGGUCCUAGCAUUACCGAGACUGCGCCCCGGCGUCCAGGAAACUGCUGAGGCUGCUUUUGUUGGGCAGCGUCGGGAAUCCAGGCAGCAGAUUGCACGGAAGGAACAUGGCAGUGUUGCUUUGCUCUUUGAGCCCAGGAACGGUUUGCAUUGUGCCGUAUGUAUUUCCAUUUUGUCUUUGCCUCUUCCUGGCCUUUCCCUUUAUGAAAAUGGUGGUAAGGUGAACUGCUGAAUAAUAAAAUUAGAUUUUGUGUUCAGGGCUGGUCAUUCAUUGUAUGUUACUCGAUGCCCAUUAAGCUGCCCUUAAGUAUCAACCGCUCACUGACAUACGGGUCUGUAGGUGCUGGCUGCGCGUGUGGGAGGCUGCCGUGUCUUUGGACGCCUCUGUAGCUGAGGAGUCCUCCUGGUUAUGAGACCUGCUGCAGGUGCAGGAGAACCAAAGCUAAAUGUACGUAGCUCGCGCUUCCCCACCACCCAGUCUUUGCUCCCCCUCACAGCUAAAAUCAAAUUUCUAUGUGUGUGCCGUAAAUGGCUUGAAAUGGGGAUACUUUUCUUAAUUAUGCAAAGUACUGUUAGUCCCACUAAUGUUCUGAUGGAUCGAUCACGCAGCGUCUUUGGGUAUUCAGAGGGCUGUCGCAUUGAACUUCCUUCUCUGAGCAGCGUGGUUUUUGAAGAAAGAUGUUAAAAAAAGUUUUGAUUUACACUUCUAUUUCCUGAUUAGAUUUCAAAACACCUUCGAUAAGCAACUUUUUUUUUUUUUUUGGCCCUCUGUUGACUGAAAGAUUGUAAGCUGGGAAACAGCUUCAUCUGAAAAACGCAGUCUGAGAACCAGAGCCCCGGGGAGCGUGUUCAGCGUGGGCUCCCUCCACUGCGGCCCCGGCGCCAGAGGAGGGCGCCUUCCCCAGUGCACUUUACUGCCUGAGCGAUUUUGCUUGAUCUUUUUUGACUUUGAGCCUUUUAUGUAGUUGCAAUAAUAAGGUUUUAAAUGUGUAAAAAUUAUGUUUUAUGUAACAGACUCUGACUUCUUAUUUAAAUGAAUACAUGUGAUGUAACUUUUUUCUUUGAAUCAUAUAAA